Didymella exigua CBS 183.55 is the source of this 882-nucleotide messenger RNA. RefSeq lists its product as uncharacterized. NCBI's taxonomy places the organism in Eukaryota, Fungi, Ascomycota, Dothideomycetes, Pleosporales, Didymellaceae. Bases 1 to 882 code for a protein of 293 amino acids. The transcript has 2 exons. The record is from RefSeq and is a predicted model, not a curated record.
AUGGCAGAAGCUCCGAAGGUGAAUAAUAUUGAACAGUACCUGACAGACAAGACAUGGGUUGAUAACCCUGAGGUCUUGCCUUGGUAUGUCAGGGACCUGGUUGACCUCCAGCCAACGACCAAAGAGCUUUUCGAGACAUACAGCAAGGUCCCAUCAGAUGAGGUGGUACCUCAUAUCACACAGAUCAGGAACAAGGCCUUCAAGAUUUUUCCGUACCCAUGUCUCGGACACUGGGGGUUCCUUAACUUGAACAUCCAGAAGUCAGACGCCUACAGUGAGGUACUUCGGCGUAUCAAGGAGGGCGAGCAGUACCUGGACAUCGGCUGCUGCAUGGGUCAAGACAUACGUAAGCUUGUGUACGAUGGCGCACCCUCAGACAAGAUGCACGCUUCAGAUUUGAAAGGCCAAUUUUGGGAUGUUGGCUACGAGCUGUUCCUGGACAACUCAUCACUGAAGGCGACCUUCAUCGAGGCCGACAUCUUCGAUGACCAGUCGGGUCUACACCAACUGGCUGGCAAGCUCGACAUUGUGCACACAGCAUCAUUCUUCCAUUUGUUCGAUUGGGACGGCCAGGUUGCUGCGGCCAAGAAAAUUGUAGGCCUGUUCAGACCUGAUUCGAAUAGUCUACUCAUUGGCCGUCAAGCUGGACGUGCAGAAGCCGGUGAUUUCACAACUCAGGUAGAGAAGACUAAGGAUCGCUACUGGCACAACCCGGAGUCGUGGGCGAGAUUGUGGAAGCAAGUCGGUGAAGAAACCUCCACGAAUUGGAAUGUUGAGGCCGAUUUCGACGACAGGACUGACUUGUUUCGCCAAAAGUCUGGCAUGGCUGACUUUAUCCCUCAAGACACCAAGUUCAUGAGGUUCAUCAUCCGGAGGGCAUGA